AGUCCUGACCAAGAAAAUACAGCAAGCAAUGGCCAGUCAGUUCAACUUGAAAUAUCACAGCCUGUUUUAUUUGUCCCUGUUUGGCACUGAAGUGCAAUCUCCUCCAAGCAUUUUGAACAAAAAAGAGAAUCUCUGGAUUUAUGGACCCUAACAGCCCAUGGACCCAAUUUACUGAUUGACACCAUGUACACAGCUCAGUUUCAUUAAAAAUAUUUUAAACAAACUAGAAAAACAAAAUAAAAGCAGAACUACAUUAAAAGUCCCUUCUUCCAUGUGACAAGUGACAAAGCUUGGAAAUUUUGGCCAUGCCAUCUGGGGGAUUCUGGGGAUGAUAGGUUGAAAAGGCAUUGGCGCAAAGCUCUAGCUAUAUAAAGGAAAGAGUAGAGAAAUGAAUGAAAUAAAGAAAGAAGAGAGAAACUAAUAAGCACCACUUGUAGUUUCAAAAUUAAACAAAUUAAUAAGCAAAAUGCCAUCGCAAAAUAGCCCCACAUUCUCCUUGGUUUCAUAAUGUUGGUUCUCUUGUCCUUCAUUUUAAUGUUGAUGUCAUAGACGGUGAAAUUGAGAUAAGAGUGUAUUGGUAUCCCACCGUGAAGGCAGAUUUCAGGAACUGUGUUUGCUCUUAAAAGGGGGGUGGCAAGGGGGGAUGCUGGAGUUCCUAGUCAUUAUGCUAAGCCUCUAAGCCUUGAUUGCCUCCUCCUCCCAAUUAGUUUGGCAAACAGCUUUACCAGCAGGGGUCAAGAAAGGCCUCUCUAUAUAAACCUGCCCAACUUUGCUUGCUCUCAGGGUACUUACUUCUCUUGCUUGCUAACUCCUUCAGCCUUCAGGAUCAUGGUGAUGAUGGGGAGCCAGCUUUGCCUUCUCCUUGCCUUCUUUUUCUGCUCUCUACCCACAACGCAGAGCCACCUCUGGGCAUGGUUGUAUUCAUUGCCUGAGUACAGCGCAGAGACACCUUCCAAAAAUGCUGGACUGCUAUCUAAUCUAGAGCUGAAGAUGACUACAUGUAGCCAUGAGAAAAAAUGCCCCGAAGGCUUCUUCUGUGACUACCAUUUUGGGCUCUGCUUCAACCUCAGGGAUGAAGGCGACUUCUGCCGCCAGGAUGCCCAUUGUGCUGAGGGACUCAUCUGCAUGUUUGGCAAAUGCCAAGAGAGGGUUCCUGAAGGCCAGGAAGGUGCCCGCUGCCAUCACGACAAAGACUGUGCUCCUGAGCACUGCUGCGCCCGCCAUCAUGGGGAGAUGGUUUGCAGGAAAAGACUACUUUUAGACCAAGGAUGCUACGUCCCAGAAGGAGGUGUUGCUUUCAGCAUGAACCAGGUCUGCCCCUGCUUAGAAGGACUGGUGUGCAAAAGGACACCCCUUAAACGAGAGGUCCCGUUCGAGUACCAGACAUACAAAAAUGAGUGGCGAUGCCAACAAAAAUAGGCAAAAGGAAGAUACAAAAUGUUUGAAAUUGCUGUAUUUAUUCCGUGUAAAUAACGCUGUACAUAGAUGCAUUCUGUUCUCUUCUGUUGAAUGUUUGCAAAAUAAAGGUGUUGGAACUGUGUAACC
Molecule: messenger RNA, 1545 nt
Organism: Anolis carolinensis (green anole)
Lineage: Eukaryota; Metazoa; Chordata; Lepidosauria; Squamata; Anolidae
Product: dickkopf-related protein 3
Exons: 4
Coding region: 829-1419 (196 amino acids)
Biological process (GO): negative regulation of canonical Wnt signaling pathway; multicellular organism development
Cellular component (GO): extracellular region
Molecular function (GO): receptor antagonist activity; co-receptor binding
Source: RefSeq, a predicted model, not a curated record